CGCCGGUCAAAAGCUACCAGUCCCAAAUUUUCGCGCGCGCCGCGUUCGUAAUUAGACAGACGCGUUUUUAUAUUAGCAAACACACAACACAACCGAGUCUGCAACCUAUUGCUUCAACCGUAAUCUAACCUUCCCCCCACAUGAGCAUCCGAUUAUGAAAGAGGUAGAUGAUGAAAAUAACAAUGUGGCGUCCCAAAUCAAAGCUUCCAUUUACCUAACCGUGUCCAAGCUUAUCGAUGAAGAGUUAAAAGCCACUGACCCGGCAUUGACAUCCACCCCGAGAUUCAUUGCGUCGCUAGUUGAAUUAGUAUAUCUACAAGCUAUCACGCUUGGAGAGGACUUGGAAUCCUUUGCCCAACACGGCGGGCGGAAGAUCAUUAACCCAUCGGAUCUAUACAUGGUCACGAGAAGAAACGACGCAUUAACUGACUUUUUGCGCCAGUGUGAAUCGGAGAUGACCAAAGAAUAGCCCUACUGCUCGUAUCUAGUUUAAUGUACAGUUUUAUCUAUUAGCAGCCUAGGCC
This is a messenger RNA of Babjeviella inositovora NRRL Y-12698, 524 nucleotides long. RefSeq lists its product as uncharacterized. Gene Ontology annotation, cellular component: FANCM-MHF complex; Fanconi anaemia nuclear complex. The record is from RefSeq and is a predicted model, not a curated record. Gene Ontology annotation, molecular function: chromatin binding; protein heterodimerization activity. The transcript has 2 exons. Gene Ontology annotation, biological process: resolution of meiotic recombination intermediates; replication fork processing. The coding region runs from base 155 to 469 and encodes 104 amino acids. NCBI's taxonomy places the organism in Eukaryota, Fungi, Ascomycota, Pichiomycetes, Serinales.